Cooperia oncophora is the source of this 600-nucleotide messenger RNA. NCBI's taxonomy places the organism in Eukaryota, Metazoa, Nematoda, Chromadorea, Rhabditida, Trichostrongylidae. The record is from the annotation of a GenBank genome assembly.
AUGGCAACGGCACACUCCCCUGAACGCUUCUCAUUUGCUAUGGAACGUGCAUUGUAUUCUCUUGAUAGUUUGCUGAAGAAGGUUAGAAAUUUGCGAGGACUCCCCAAAGAAGUCAUAAUUGAUCUCCUAUGUGACUCAGUCUCUGCUCUAACGACAUUGAAAGAGCGUGGCAUAGCUCAUCGUGAUAUCAAGCAUCUUAAUAUUCUUGGUAUUCCCUGGGUCAACAAAAGGAAGAAGUUCUGUGAUAUGGGUGUUUCGAGUUUUGUACAUGAAGACGGAGUAAUGCAAACACUUGUCGGAACACCUAAUGCUUUGUGUCCCGAAUUAGCAGCUGCCUAUGCUCAGCGACGAACCAGGACGAAUGAUAACUAUACGAGAGAGCAGUGUGACUUAUGGUCGUUUGGAUGCACGCUGUAUUUCGUUGCAACAGGAACAUUCCCCUUCCCUAUGGAUGCUAAGGACACUAUUGUAUACGCUCGAGCUGUAGCAGAAGGCAUCCGCCCAGAGGGAGCUAUAUCAGCCGAAAGAGUAUGCGGAGAGAGCAACCGAUACAUGUACAAAUACGGAUACAAACUUGAGAAUCCCAUCUAUCCAAAGUAG